GUGUAGGCCACAGAGUAUUCUGUAUUGUUAUUCCUUAACAUUGACAAUUCAUUUACAACGACUAAUGAGAAAUAACAUUUCUUGGAAUAUAUUUACAUUUACAUUGAGAAUUUGAGUUUGCGAUUCCCAUUGCUGCUAAAAUAUAAUCAUCCAUCAACUUAUUGUUAUUCUAUUAUAUUCAACUCAUUGAUUAUUCUUUAUUAUUUAGUUCAAUAAGUCAUAAAUAUGUCUAUCGGUUCUGUUUAUGAAAAAGCAUACAAAGGUGAUUUUAACCAAGUUAAAGUUAAAAUAGACGAAGAUAAAUCUUUGUUAUUAGCUGCAGAUUCAAAUAACCGACUCCUGAUUCAUUGGGCCGCCUUAAGUGGUAAUGAAAAUCUUGUGGAUUUCCUCAGAGAUUUGGGCAGCCCCAUUGAUCCAAUUGAUGACACAAACAGCACGCCGUUAAUAUUAGCCUCAUCUGCAGGACGGUUUGAAGUUGUGAGACUUUUAAUUGGAAAAGGAGCAAAUGUGAAUCUUAAAUCCAAUCGAGGUCAAUCAUCUUUACAUUAUGCCUGUUCAAAGGGUCAUAAAGAGAUAGCAAAAUUACUAAUUGAUUCUGAUGCCAACGUGAAUGAGGUAGACAUACUGGGUGCAACACCACUGCAUAGAGCUGCUGCCCAGGGUAGAUCCAACAUAGUAGAACUGCUUUUAAGAAGCCCAAGCAUCCAAGUAGACUCAAGUGAUUCUACUGGCUGCACAGCAUUGCAUUUGGCUUGCGAGGAGGACAGAGAAGCAGUUGCCUGUAUGUUGGUUAAAGCUGGUGCAAACAUGAACAAAAGCAACAAAGAAAAAAGGACUCCAUUAGAUAUUUGUUCUGAUAGGUUAAAAAAAACCUUAUUAAACUUAACUGUUUAAAUUUCA
Messenger RNA from Pararge aegeria (speckled wood butterfly), 900 nucleotides. Its product is annotated as 26S proteasome non-ATPase regulatory subunit 10-like. The transcript is spliced from 4 exons. The record is from RefSeq and is a predicted model, not a curated record. Lineage: Eukaryota; Metazoa; Arthropoda; Insecta; Lepidoptera; Nymphalidae. Bases 226 to 894 code for a protein of 222 amino acids. Gene Ontology annotation, molecular function: protein binding.